AAGUGUCAAACACAUUCUGCGGCGUUUUUCGGUGUAGUCUCGGUCGAGGGGGGACAGACCCGAGACCUUUUCCUACCGCCGGUCCAGCUCGCCGUACGUCAACUUUAAGAGAGGCCAGGCAUCAGCUGCCAUGUCAACACGCAGCUGAAAGUAAAGACCUGCUGGCUGCGAUACAUGACAGCGCACACCAGUCAUGGAGUUCAACAAAUUAGCGACCCUGUGGAUGUUUUUCUGGUGUCUGUCUGGAGAAAGUUGGGCUGAAAAAACGAGCGCGCCUAACCCGGACGGCCACGUCGCUGAGAACGCGGUGUCAGAGUUUUGUCGCAUCGAUGCGCCACUAUGCAAGGAUGACGAUGGAAUCCUCAGCUACGAAGCGAUUCGUAGCAUCCACAAGCAGAUGGACGACGACGCCAACGGCAACGUGGACGUGUCUGAGACAGACGGCUUCCUGAGAGAAGAUCUAAAUUACCACGACCCCAAAGCCAAGCACAACACCUUCCACGGGGACGACCAGUUCAUCAGCGUGGAGGACUUGUGGAAGGCCUGGAAGGGCUCUGAAGUGUACAACUGGACAGUGGAUGCUGUGGUGGAGUGGCUCAUCACCUACGUGGAGCUGCCCCAAUAUGUGGAGGCCUUUCGCAAGAUGAAUUUCAAUGGAACUGUCAUGCCAAGGCUCGCCAUAAAGAACGCCACUCUGACUCUCUCUAUUCUGAAGAUCCUGGACCGCAGCCAUGUGCAAAAGCUGCAGCUCAAAGCUUUGGACACUGUUCUGUUCGGAGCGCCUCUGAUGAACCGACACAACCACUUGAAGGACUUCAUGCUGGUCGUGUCAAUAGUCAUAGGCAUGGGUGGCUGCUGGUUUGCCUACAUCCAGAACCGCUACUCUAAGGACCACAUGAAGAAGAUGAUGACUGACCUGGAAGGCCUGCAAAGAGCCGAGCAGAGUCUGCAUGACCUACAACAGAAGCUGCAGAUUGCCCAGGAGGAGCACCGCACUGUGGAGGUGGAGAAGGUGACCCUGGAGCAGAAGCUGAGGAAUGAAAUCAACGCAGCAAAGCAGGAGGCCCACCGUCUGAGGGAGCUGCGCGAGGGCACCGAGAAUGAGCUGAGUCGCCAGAAAUACGCAGAGGAAGAGCUGGAUCAGGUGCGCAUGGCAUUGAGAAAAGCAGAGAAGGAGCUGGAGUCGCGGAGCAGAUGGUCCCCGCCGGAGUCUCUCCAGAAGUGGCUGCAGCUCACCCACGAGGUGGAGGUGCUGUACUACAACAUCAAGAAGCAGAACGCUGAGCGGCAGCUCCUGGUGGCCAAAGAAGGGGCAGAGAAGAUAAAGAAAAAAAGGAACACUCUGUUUGGCACCUUUCACGUGGCUCACAGCUCCUCCCUGGAUGAUGUGGACCACAAAAUACUGGCAGCAAAACAAGCGCUGGGCGAGGUGACGGCCGCUCUGCGGGAGAGGCUGCACCGCUGGCAGCAGAUAGAGAUCCUCACAGGCUUCACCAUCGUCAACAACCCGGGCCUUCCUUCUCUGGCCUCCUCCCUCAACCUCGACCCCGGCUUCGCAGGCGGCAGAGCCACGCCGCAGCACUUCAUCAUGUCCGACGACAUGGACGACAUGGAUGAGGAUUUCUUGCCUGGAACUCUGCAAUACGGCACCCAAAUGUUGGAGCGGCAAGCCAGCGACGUGUGGUCUGUCGGCUCAGACCGCAAGCACAUGUGGAAACAACCCGCUCCCAGUAUGAUGUCCCUGCGCCAACGCCACAUUGACCCCCAGCUGGCCAUGGGCUCCCAGAGGUUGGUAGAGAGUUGCCCAUUGGCGGGGCAGCAGGGGGAGGGAACCCCAUACCCAUCCAGGUCUAGGGCCACCCUCGCACAGUCCCGCAGCCUGUCGUUUGGCCAGCUCGACUGUCCCCCUCUGCCUCCUCUGUCCUCGGCCGUGUCUCACCCUUCCGUCAUCUGUGCCUCAAAGCUAAACCCUCAUUCACACAGCUCUGUGGGCGCCGUUGAAGCCCCUCAUUCCUCCCAUAUAUAUCACGCUUCUUUCCAGCCCAUGGAGUCCAUUCCUGAUUUCCCCUUCUCCGAUGUCUCCAAAGCGCACCCCUCAUACGGCGACGGCUUCGGGGACCUAAAUCGCUCUGACUCCGAUUCCUCCCUGUCGCUCUCUCAAGCUGGCGAACGGCUGUCCGCCUACAGCUCCAAAGGCCACGUCAUCAAGCCCAACUCCUUCCUUCACGGCCUGUCCGGCCGCACAGACGACGCCGCCUCUCUGCACGCUCACACCCCCAACGGAGGGAACCGCGUUCACGAGGUCAGUCCCACAGAGCCUGUCCUUGACAGCCCCAUACUCAUGAAGAAGGUGUACGGCACGGAGCAGUCGCCCAGCCUGGGGGAGAUCAGCAGCCUGACUGAGUCGUCCCGCUCGCUCAGCCCCAACUCCACCGAACCGGACACGCCGUCACCGUCAGGAGGGCAGCCGGCGGUGAUGGUGAACAGCCGCAUCCCGCAGCUGUCGUCCAAGAAGAGCCCGCUGGAGGAAGACAGCGGCUCUACGGGAGAAGAGACAGAUUCCACUGCCGGUCGCAAGAAACACACCUUCAAGAUCUUUAAGAAACAGAGGAAAUAAGGGCUACAUGAACUACAGGCUUACAAAGCUUUGUUUUUGACUGUCUUCCUCUGGUCUGUUCAAAGAAGAAAAAAAAGUCAUUAAAGGUAAAAUGAGGGCUUAAUCUGUUGCCCUUAUGUCUUGUUGUUGGUACGACGCCUACUCUAGGAAACUGAGGGCAACCAGCCGUCUGCUUUCAUCUGCUUAAUGGGUCAAUGUUGAAUUUUUGGGAAGUGGGUAGGUUUGUAUAUUGGAAUGUAAAGUAUUAUUUAUUCUGCAGGACGUUGUGCUACUCAAAGGGAAAUGUGUCUCCCGGUUGGUUUUUGUUCUACAAUCUAUUACAUUUAGCAUGUCUUCACGUUUGUUGGACUGAUACUCGAAUGCCCUUAGUGUUUGCUUGGUUCUUGUUGUUAACUUGCCUAGAAGACACUUGAUGUUUCUUGUAUUACUACAUAACCACCUAGCCUACCAGUCCAAAGUGAAUGUGCACUCCCUUUUCCUCACAGAGUACUUUGUUUUUAUUGACGGUUUUUUUCUUGUCUUUUGUUGUUGUCUUCUUGGCAGAGCAAAUGACACGUUCAGGAGACUUUGACAGAUGAGUAGUCAUGGAAAGCUCAGACUGUUUAAGACUCAUUACAUUUUUGGCAGCCAAAAGUAAAAUUUUAAAUGCAGUUUGAUCACAGCAAUAGUAGCGUCUUGGUUUGAUUUAUACUCCGAAAACGAUUAAAAAUGCUUUAAUGAUUUGUGUUCUAUCUCAGCCAAUCCUUGGAUCACCUACUGUACAAAAUACAGCUUAAGAAAAGUAAAUCCCCAAAGAUACAGAAGGACCACUCAAUUGCAGCAUCAGCCCUUUUGCCUUCUUUUGAGUAUUUAAUUGUUUAGUGUAUAAGAUCGUAGAAUAGUGGAAAUUGCGUGGCUCAAAUAUCCAUCUUUUAAACGAUCCAAACCUACACAACCACUGAUUAAUAGUGGAUGUAUCUUCAUGGGACUGGAAGUAUAUAGAUGUUUAAAUGCACUGGAUUAAGUGUCCUGCUUGAAUUAGCUUGUUUGUUACCAAAAACAUAACGGCAUUAAUAUUGCUUGACAAUGAACUUUUAUCUAGCUUUUUUGAAAAUCUGCAUACUGAUCCAGAGAAGUGAACGAUAUACAUCAAAGAAUUGAACUGAAAGCACUUAAAGCACAUUUACUCAACUAUCCCUUUAUGUUUAAGAUUUUCAUCCUAAAAGAGAAGUGGGACCCAGCAUAUAAACUGGCCGGGCGUUUUACUGGGAUUCUGCUCCCGAUGUCCUCUUAGCGACCCUUUUAGGUUUGACUGUUCAGGAGCACGAUGACCAACUCCCAUUAGUAAGAGACGGGUGCUGGUAAGGGCUACAGUUUGCUCUGUGUAAAAUGAACGUUUUCUAACCACAGCCCCUUUGUAAUCCACCUUUUUAUGGAAGAUUUAGCGCGGCGAUAAAUGAAAGAUGGAGACCAAUCACGUCAAAGUGCCAAAUCACCACCUCUGUCGGAGGGGCCCCGUUUACGCAGAACCACACGAUGGUUGUACACACAGUAUGUGAUGUAUAUCCUGAGUCAAACCGCUGAAUGUCAAAGGGUAUUGUUUCUGUGACGGUAUCGUCAGGACAGCAUGUUUACAUUUGUUACAAAUGAUUACUCUCCAUGGGUUACCGCGACGACAUUGUGCCAGUUUUGAUAUUAACAGCUUCUCAUGAGCACAGAACUAUGCAUCAGUAAUUGUAGGUGAUUACUAAAGAAGCGAGGACGCCGGUAGACUCGGGGUGCUCCUGACCGAUGACAAACCAAAAGGUCUAGUCGGCCUCCCGCAGCCUCACAAUGUAACAGGUGGUUUGGAUGGAUAACGCGUGUUUGAACAUUUUAUUUUAGAAACCAGCUUUAAAAAAAACAAAACAAUUUCCUACUGGUACUUUUUUAGUGUAAUUUGUACCUUUUUUGCACGACCGAGCUGUAAAUUUGAUAAUGCCAUCUGACAGUGUGCGAGCGUGUGUGUGUGUGUGUGUGUGUCUGUGCGCUUCAAGUAUAAUGCAUUGUUAUGUUGAUGCAUGUCAACUGCAGCAACAAAACCUACAUUGGGUUUAAAGAGUGGCUCCGCUUAAACUCGUUAAUCCCCGCCUUACUUUUUUUCCUUUUUAUUUUCAGCUUCUAUUUAUGAAUACACACAGUAUAUUUGUACAGAGAAAAUGACCCUUUUGCAUCUUCUGUGAUGGUCUAGACUUUUAUGGCACUUCUGCAUGAUGGCAAUAAACUAUUUUGA
Molecule: messenger RNA, 4868 nt
Organism: Pungitius pungitius (ninespine stickleback)
Lineage: Eukaryota; Metazoa; Chordata; Actinopteri; Perciformes; Gasterosteidae
Gene: stim1a
Product: stromal interaction molecule 1a
Exons: 14
Coding region: 194-2617 (807 amino acids)
Biological process (GO): activation of store-operated calcium channel activity; store-operated calcium entry; intracellular calcium ion homeostasis
Cellular component (GO): plasma membrane; endoplasmic reticulum
Molecular function (GO): calcium channel regulator activity; calcium ion binding; protein binding
Source: RefSeq, a predicted model, not a curated record